UUCUGAUCCGGUUUAGCGGGGUUGUGGACACUACAACAUCAUUUUAUCAGAGUUUUGGGGCCCAUUAACUGUUUAUUUCUGCUCAGGGGGGACAGGCGGACAUGGCGGCCGUCCUGCUGCAGGUUCUGGAGCGGACAGAGUUGAAUAAACUCCCGAAAGGAGCCCAGAACAAGCUGGAGAAGUUUGUCACGGAGCUGCAGAAUGCUAACGAGGCGCUGCAGACCCAGCAUGAGCGGCUCAAAGCCGACAGCGAACAGCAGUACUUUGACAUUGAGAAGAGGCUGGCUGAGAGUCAGGAGCAGAUCCUCUCCGCCACCAGAGACCUGCACUCGCUCAAGGAGGAAAAUAAAAAACUCAAUGAAGAGCUGAGCGCUCUAAAGGGAAUCGAGGGAGAAACUCCUGAAGAUAAACCACCACAACAGCAAACCAAAGCCAAGUAUGAGAUCGAGGCGGAGAAUAAAGAGCUGGCGAGGCUGCUGGAGAAGAGGACGCAGGAGGCGGAGAACCUCAGUGAGGAUGUGAAGCGUCUGAAUGAGAAGCUGACGGAGACCAGCAAAGUAAAGAUGGAGCUGCAGCUGAAGCUGGAUGAGAUCCAGUCCUCCGAGGCUUCUGUGCAGCACCGAGAGAAGCGAAUGGAGCAGGAGAAGGAGCUGCACGAGAAGAAGAUCGAGUGGUUGACUGCAGAACUGAAGACCAAAACUGAAGAACUGCUGAACUCCAACAGAGAGAAAGGCAAAGAGCUGCUGGAUCUACAGGGAGGGCUGAAGAACAGCAAGGAGCAGGUGAGCAGGCUGGAGAGACAGCUCACCUCUCUGAAGCAGACCACAGAGAGCCAGGGCAAGAGAGCCGAAGACCUCAACAACAAACUCAAACAGUGUAAAGACGAGCGAACCGCCAUGGAGGAGAAAUACCGCAACGAGCUGAAUGCUCAUGUCAAGUUAUCUUCCCUCUACAAGGGACAAGCAACAGACAUGGAGACGAAGAACCAGGAGCUGAGCAGAGCCGUGGAAGAACUCAGCAAGCUGGUGAAAAACAGCGGUGAAGCCACUAAGACUCUGGAGAAGAAGGUGUCGGAGGGCGAAGAACUGAAGACGCGGCUGGAGGCGGAGCUGAGAGAGAAGAUCAAGAAAAUGGAGAAGGAGCUGGAGAACGCCACGAUGAAAGCGACCGGCAAAAUAUGCUGUGUGCCGUCGCUGACCGAGGGCCAGCUGGACGCCAUGUGUCCGUCAGCCGCCGCCAUCGCUGCUAUUGUCAAGCCUGGCAUGAAGUUCUUUGAUCUCUAUAAUGCGUAUGCAGAGUGUCAGACACACCUCCAGCUGGAGAAGCAGGAGACCAGGAGAGUGAGCCGAGUCCUGGAUGAGAUCGUGCAGGAGGUGGAGUCCAAAGCUCCGGUCCUGAAGCGUCAGCGGGAGGAGUACGAGAGCAUGCAGAGGUCCAUGGCCUCGCUCUGCAACAAGCUGGAGCAGGCUCGGACGGAGAUCUACAGUUUGCAGAAAGAGAAAGAGGAGGCCAAGCAACGCUGUGAUGCCAUGGAGAGAGACAAACUGAGGACAGAGAGACAGCUGGAGGACACAUCUGCACAGGUGUGCACCCUGCUGGUGGAGCUGGAGGAGGCCAGAGGUAACCAGGUGACGAAGGACGACGGCAGCUCCACCAACAUCUCCAGCACCUCUGAGCUCAUCAGCCAAUCACGCCAGGUGUCAUUCCGCAACGUGGAGCAGCUGCAGAGGCAGAACCAGAGCAUGCAGGGGAGGCUGAGGGAGCUGGAGGAGGAGAAGGACCGACAGCAGAGCCAGGCCACGUCAGCACGGGUGUCAGAGUUGGAGGCCAGUGUUGAGAAGUUCCAGAAGGAGCUGGAGCAGCUGAAGGAGCAGAGGAACCAGCAGAAGCAGCUGGCGGACUCCAACGCCAGACAGAGAGACAUGUACAAGGCCCUGCUGACGCAGAGCACCGGCUUCAGCCUGCCGCCUCAAGGUUCUGAUUCUUCCUCCCAGCCUGCACCAGUCCGGCCAUCAGUCCCAGCGACUCGCUCCACUCCUCAGAGAGCUGCUGCUGCAGAGUCGGCUCAGACCGCUCAGGCUAAAGCUGCUCUCAAACAGCUGAAUGAUGCCUUCGCUCUGUAUAAGAAGGAGAAGGCGGAGAACGACCGGAUGCUGAAUGAAACUAACGACCGGCUGCAGAGGCAGCUGACAGAUCUGCGCUCCAGCCACGCCAAGCUCACCUCGCAGCUGGAGUUCAGCAACAAGAGGUACGAGAUGCUGCAGGACACGGUGUCGGCCUACCGCAGAGAGAGCUCCGCCCUGCAGGACAGGAACCAGAAGAUGUCUGCAACCGCUCAAAGACACGAACACAUCAUCCACACCAUGAGCCAGGACCUGAGACAGGCCAACGAGAAGCUGGCCCUGGAAGAGGUGCGUGUGGAGAAUCUGACCAAAGAGAAAGACAUGUUGAGACAAGCAGAGAGUCGACUCAGUCGAGAGAAAGAAGCCAUGCUGGCUGAGCAACGCAACCAGAACCUGCUGCUCACCAACCUCAAGACCAUACAGUUGACGAUGGAGCGUACAGAAACAGAGACUCGCCAGCGUCUCAACAACAAGAUCGAGCAUCUGGAGGCAGAAGUGACUUCAAUGAAGACCAGGUUGGACCAGGAAGUCGCACAGAGACACGCCCUGGGGCGCACCAUGGACGCUCAGCUGUUAGAAGCUAAGAAGCAGCUGGAGACCCAGAACACGCUGCAGCAGAAGACCAGGGAGCUGCUGCGCGGCUCUGAGCAGCAGGUGGCGGCGCUGAAAGCUCAGCUGGCUUCUGCUGCAUCCUCUGAGGCUGCUGCUGCCACCUCCAGCAGCAACAACUCCACCAGCACCACCACAGCUACCAGAGCUGGAGCCCUCAGAGCUCCAGUGAGAGUUCGAUCUCCAGUGCCUCCAGCCUCCCAGCAGCCCAGCCAGUCAGAGCAGGAGCUAGCAGAGGUCAAGGGUCGCCUGCGUGUUGCUGAGGAACAACACAGCGAGCUAGCAGAGCAGCUAAAGAAUGCUAACGCUACUGUAGAGCAGUACAGGGCCGUGGUCCUGACUCUAGAAGACAGCCUGAAGAAAGAGAAGGAGUCCCGCUCCCCUCUGGAGCUCCGGCUGAAGGAGUCCGAGGAGGUGCAGAAGCAGCUGGAGAAGAGACUUGUGGAGGCGGAGAAGAUGAAGCAGCAGGAGAGAGAAGAGCGCAAGAAGGCUUUGGAUGCAGUGGAGAAACAAAUGAGUGAGGUGCAGCGCAACCUGAAGUCCAGCCAGACGGAGCAGCAGGAGGCGCUGGAGAGAGCUACUGCUGCUGUUACACUGGAGCAGAAGGCCAUACAGGAGAGCCUGCUGCAGUCGAGGCUGGCUGGAGAGGCGAAGGCUAAGUAUGAGCGGGAGCUGAUGCUUCAUGCUGCUGAUGUGGAGGCUCUGCAGGAGCUGAAGAAAAGAUCGCAGCAAGACGCAGAAAAGAAGAGGGAGCUGGAGGAGCAGCUGAACAAGACGUCGUCCCUCCUGCAGGAGAAAACUGCAGCUUUGAACACAGUGGAGAGACAGCUGAAGGAGGAUCUGGCCAAUAAGAAUCGUCGCUGUGCAGAGCUGGGGAAGCAAAAUGCGCUUUUGCACAAACAGAUGGAUGAAAUGGCCGCAAAGGGUCGCGAGCUGCAGAAACAACCGCAGCAGAAUCUGGACCUGUCGUUCAGUGAGGAAGGGAAGACAACAGAACAGAUACUGGAAAUACUCAGGUUUGUGCGGCGUGAAAAAGAGAUAGCUGUGGCUCAGAGUGAGGCGUCUGAGGGAGAAGCUCUUCGCCACAAACAGCGAGUGGAACACCAGGACAGAGAGCUGAAGGAGCUGCAGGACUCCCUCAACUCAGAGAGGGAGAAGAUGCAGGCGACGGCGAAGACUCUGGCCCAGCAGGAGGAGCAGCUGAAGAAGAUGGAGACCGUCGGUGCUCUCCAAGAAAACAACAAGAUGCUGAAAAUGGAGAGAAAUAAACUGGAACAAGAGCUGCAGCAAGCUCAGGCUAAAGUGACAAAGCUGCAGUCAGACAUCAGCCCGCUGCAUCACUCUCUGUCUGUGCUGUCGGAGAAGAACGGCUCCCUGCAGGCUGAUAAAAGGAUCCUGGAGGAAGACCUCAAACGCUGGAGGGCCAAAGCUCAGCAACUGAUCAGCCAGCAGAAAGACGGAGACGUGGAGGAGAGACAGAAACUCACAGCAGAGAGAGAAACUCAGCAGAGACGCAUCAACCAGCUGGCUGAAGAGACGGCCAAGCUGAAGGCUGAGCUGGCCAGAUCCGUGGCCGGCAGUAACUCGGCUCAGUCUCAGCUGCAAGGCCUCAGAGACUCCGUCGCCCGGCUGACCUCCGAGAGAGACUCAAAGCUGAAAGAACUGGAAACAAAAAACAACGACAUCCUAGAGAAGAACAGGACCAUCACCCAGGUGAAGAAGAUCGGACGACGCUACAAGACCCAGUACGAUGAGCUCAAAGUCAAACAUGACAAGCUGGUUGAAGAAAAUGCUGCUAAAGCCGGCAGCGAGGCAGCUCCCAGCCAGGAGGUGCAGCAGGAGCUGAGCAAAGCCCAGGAGGAGCUCAACAAGGCCAGAGAGGAGCUGAACACACUGAAGGAGGAGGGGCAGAAGAAAGUGGAGGAGACCCAGAAGUUCCAGGGGGAGCUGGAGGAGGCCAAGAAGGAGAACCAGCAGACCAAGGAGAAGUUCCAGGAGAUCCAGAACCAGCUGACACAAAAACAGAACCAGCUCACACAGGUGCAGUCCCAGUUGUCCCAGUCCCAGACGCAGCUGCAGCAGAACCAGAACCAGCUGACCCAGAGUCAGAAAGAGCUGCAGCAGGCCAAGACUCACAGCCAGCAGAUACAAAACCAGUUGAAAUCAGCUCAGUCUCAAGCUCAGGCCCGUCAGAACCAGAUGCAGCAGACCCAGAGGGACCUCCAGCAGGCUAAAGAAGCCCUGCAGCAGAACCUGGCCAGUCAGAAAGAGCUGCAGCAGAACCAGCAGAGCAGCCAGCAGAACCACAGCCAGGAGGUCGGGAACCUCAAGACGGCUCUGAGCCAAGCAGAGGCCAAGGUGUCGGAGCUCCAGAGCUCCUUGGACGGCCUGCAGAAGACGGUUGGUGAGCGUGAAGCAGACAUCAAGCGUCUGCAGGAGCAGCUAACUGAAGCUAACCAGGCUAAUGAAGCUAGCCGAGCCGCACAGGCCAACCAGAACCAGAACCAGAACCAGAACCAGAGCUCCCAGUCCAUCCAGGCCACUGAUGCUAAUGUUUCCAGUGAUGCUAACCAGGCAUUACAAGAGGAAGUGACAAAACUCAGACAAGAGCUUUCUGAGAGCAAAACCAGAGAGGAGCAGCUCCGACAGCAGAUCGCUGAAAAAGAGGAGAAGACUAAGAAGGUCUUCAUGGGAGCCAAGACGAAAAUAAACCAACUGAACAGUGCUAAGGAGCAGCUCAGUAAGGAGAUCGAGGAGGUGAAGCAGAGCCGAGAGGAGCUGGAGGUGAGGAUGAACGCUCUCAAGUCUCAGUAUGAAGGACGACUGCUUCGUUUGGACCGAGAGCUGAGAGAGCUGAAGGAGACCCAGGCCCAGUCUGAGCCCAGAGAGGACCCUCAGGACCAGGGUGGAGCUAAGGUGGGGGAUCUGGUCAGAUCUGCAGACCAGAGACAGAUCUCUCUGAAGAGUCCGGCCCAAGACCGGGGAAGCUCCAGCCUGUCUGAUCCUCCCACGGCCAACAUCCGCCCCACCACCAGUACUCCGUCGCCUAGCAACAAGCCCAGCCCCUCCCCAGGGAGCAAGGCCACGCCCCGCGCCAGCAUCCGGCCAAUGGUUACCCCGGCAACGGUCCCCAUCCCGACACCGACCGCCACCGUCAUGCCGACCACGCAGACUGACAGCCAAGAGGUGGUGAUGAGUUCAGGAGCUUCUGUUCACUCCACCACCUCCAGUCUGGUCAGCGCUCCGUCAUCACUCUCUCAGCCAACCAGCUCUCAGGCCACGGCCUUCGUCCAGCCCACCCAGCAGCAGGCCGCCGUCCCAGACGCCGGUCCCAGCAUGGAGGCAGAGCGGCCCUCCACAUCCUCCUCUCUCAGCGGAGCAGCAGGUUCAAAGCGAGGCAGAGAGGAAGAGGAUGAGGAAGAUGAAAGCCGACCAGAGAGUUCACACGCACCUUCGACCACUAAAAAACUCAGACUGAAACCAACGAUAGCACUGCAGAUGGAAGCUGAUGAGGAGCUGGACGGAGAGCUGAGGGACGAGGCAGAGCGACAGGAUUCUCCUGAUGACAGUCAGGAGCUCCCAGAGGAUUGUUUCCCUGUUCUAGCCGGAGACGACGAGGACAUCGAGGACGAAGGCGUGUCCCAGUCCGUCCCCUCUGACAUCAUGGCCUGUCAGGUGAUCGUCCGUGAUGUCAUCGUGAUCGACACGGACAGCGAGAGCCGCGAGAGCAAAGAGGGCGAGGAGAAGCAGGAGGAAGAGGGUGACGAGGAGGAUGAUGAGGAUGAGGAAGAGGAGGAGGAGGAAGAGGAGGAAGAAGAAGAGGGGUACAAGGAGGAAGAGGAGGAGGACGAUGAGGAUGAUGCUGGUGACAGCGGGAUGAGAGGAGGAGAGGAGAGUAACGAGGAGAGCAGGGAGGCAGAGGAGGAGGAGGGAGGAGAGCCGGAGCCGUCUGAAGCCACCAACGCUGAGGAGAACGUCUCUGGAGCUUCUUCAGACUCUCAGCGUCCCUCUGAGCCGUCACACAGCAAUGAGGGCAGCAGCGGCGCCGUGUCGGAGGCCGACGCCCCCAGAGACGCUCUUCACUUCCCCCCCGCCCCCUCCUCCUCCUCCUCCCUCACCCCCCGCCUGCCCCACCCACGCAGACCCCCACACCCCCUCCCCCCACGGCUCUACAUCCAGCCUCCGGCCCCGGAGCUGGGACCCCCACACAUACAGAGACAGUCCUCUCAGCUGCGCCGACCAUCGGUUGGACGAGGACCCCAGCUGACCCCUGGGAUCGGCAGCAUGCAACAUUUCUUUGAUGACGAUGACAGAAUGGUUCCCAGUACUCCCACACUGGUCGUCCCUCACCGCACUGAUGGCUUCGCUGAGGCUAUACAUUCUCCUCAGGUAGCAGGUCUCUCCACCAGAUUCAGGUUUGGACCUCCAGAAGACCUGCUGCCUCAGGCCUCAGCCUCACACUCUGACCUGGGACAGCUGGCCUCGCAAGGAGGUCUGGGGAUGUACGAGUCUCCUCUGUUCCUGGCUGCUCACGAUGAAGACGGAGGAGGACGCAGUGUUCCCACCACACCUUUACAAGUAGCUGCACCAGUGACGGUCUUCACAGAGUCUCUGCCCUCAGAUGGCGGCGACAACAUGGCCUCCCAGUCGGUUCCCAUGGUAACCGCCUCCACCGGGAUGGCGUCUGCUGCAGACGAUGGAGACGAAGUCUUCAUGGAGCAGGAAGGAGACGGUCCUGGUGUUGAGUCGUCUCUGGACAGCCAGACAGACAUGGAGUCUUCAGGACAGCAGAGUGAUGAUGCAUCGCUGCCUUCCACCAGCCAAGACCCUGACAGCAGCAGCGGGUCCCAGCGGCGCACCGUGCCCAGUCUGAUGAGCAGCCUGUCGGGUCGAGGAGCCAGAGGAGGGAGGGUGGAGGCCAGGACGCUGCUCAGCCGCAGAGGUACGUUCUCUCGAGGAGGAAGGGGCGGAGCCAUGGGCAGAGGGGGCUUCCUCUGAUGAUGUAAUGAUGAUGUCACCAGAAGACACUCGGUUACACAAUGAGAAAACAUUUAAAGAAAGACUGGUUAUUUUUUAUGUCCAAUCAAAAUCAAUACUGUCACUAUUACACCACAGUUCUGACGGCUUCUAUGUGACUCUUUCUCUGAAAUCAGUUCAUUUUUAGUUUUGUGUUGUAAUUUCAAUGAGACCAUUGUAAGUUUCUUUAUUAGUAUUUUCAUUUUGCUUUCUCUGUCUUUUAGGCUGUUAAUAAACUUGUUUUAAUAAUAAAGUUUAACAAUGAGUAGCA
Molecule: messenger RNA, 8019 nt
Organism: Centropristis striata (black sea bass)
Lineage: Eukaryota; Metazoa; Chordata; Actinopteri; Perciformes; Serranidae
Gene: tpra
Product: translocated promoter region a, nuclear basket protein
Exons: 55
Coding region: 102-7730 (2542 amino acids)
Biological process (GO): protein import into nucleus; mRNA export from nucleus
Cellular component (GO): nuclear pore
Molecular function (GO): structural constituent of nuclear pore
Source: RefSeq, a predicted model, not a curated record